Messenger RNA from Radiomyces spectabilis, 870 nucleotides. RefSeq lists its product as uncharacterized. The record is from RefSeq and is a predicted model, not a curated record. Lineage: Eukaryota; Fungi; Mucoromycota; Mucoromycetes; Mucorales; Radiomycetaceae. The transcript is spliced from 2 exons. Bases 1 to 870 code for a protein of 289 amino acids.
AUGGAUCAACAACCCCCAUUUGGAGCUUUUCCAGCUGGUCCUGGUAGAGGCGUUAAUGGCAUGCGGCCUUAUUACACUCCCGGCAUGACCACUGACAACUACACGACGGUGGCUGGUCAGGCUUCCGGUGCCGUGCCUCAAUACGCGAAUGACUAUGACGAUUUGAUUGACUCACGAGCCGCCGCACGAGAGCUCAUCAAUUUUACUCUUUUGAAAUAUCUUAAUACAGCCGUCAGUAGUCCCUUUGAAGUCUCAAAAACGCUAUUGCAAGUUCAGUACAUGCCGCGUGAAGACGUCCCUACCCCUGUCAUGAUGCUGCCGCAGGAAUCCGAAGCUGACGAUCUUCAUCAGGAGCGCGGAUCGUCUGACGAGGAAGAUGACGGUAAUGCCGACGAUUUUUACGGUACGGGCAGUAGCUCUCGAGGUCAUCGCCGAUUUUCCACAGGCGGCACUCCUUUGCAGACGUCGUCCUUGGACAUUGAUGAUCCAGCUUUCAAAAAAGAGGUUCCCGUAGAUGCCAGCGGUUAUGUUGUGAGUGCCAGCGUUUACGACGACAGCAUGCGUCCUCCGCAUCAAAUCAAACCUAUCGAAAAAGGAGUGUGGCAGGGUAUCAACCGAUUACUGAAGCAUCCCCACGAGGGCAUUCGAUCGCUAUUCAAAGGACAGUAUACAAACUGGCUGUAUGAGAUUAGUCACUUGUUCCUUCAACCUACCCUUGAAGGCACGCUCAACGACAUGUUUGACCUUUACGACGAUACAAUUCCCCUCGUCUAUCUGGAUCGUGCCGGUCCCAACCUUGCUACACUGGUUGCUAGCAAUCUCAUUGUGGGAUUUCUUCUCAGUCCGUUGGAAUUGAUUCGAACACGGUAA